Molecule: messenger RNA, 2479 nt
Organism: Linum trigynum
Lineage: Eukaryota; Viridiplantae; Streptophyta; Magnoliopsida; Malpighiales; Linaceae
Source: the annotation of a GenBank genome assembly
CCCCUCCUCCCUCUCUCCCAUAGAUGGAAGAUCCCUCCAUCCCCUGUCAUCGCCUCCACGCCCUCGACAGCCGCCGCCGACCCCUCCCUCUACCUCCCUCCACCCCCUUUCAUGCACCUCCAUCGCCGCCACCUUUGCAGUCAUGACGCAAUGCUCCUCCGCCUCCCUCCAUCACAUCUCGCGGCCCUCUUCGGCCUCCCUCCACCCCCUGUCGAUCCACCAACGCCGUCCUCAUCCACUAACGUCGUUGUCAGCUCAUUUGUUCGCCUCUUCCGAUGUGAGUCCCUUUGCCACUAUACUCUUCCUCUCCUCCCCUUAACUGGGCUUAACUUCCGGCCCAUUACUUCCUUAAUUCUGCACGUUUCAAGAAACAAGAUUGAAAGUACAUUGAGGAUAAUUUUCAGAUCAAAAGUUCUCCUUUCCAUCGUUAUCAAAGUUUUCCUCCUCCUCUUCUCCGGACCUCUGCUCCUUCCUCUCCUCCCGAGCUCACUGUUUUGCUUCCUCCUGAGCCACCCGUUCUCGCUCGGCUUUCUCCCGAGCUUCGCGCCACUUUAUCUCCUCCACCCACUUCCUCGCUCGCUCUACCCAAUCCACUGGCGUUUCCACCUCACCAUCCCUUCUUCUCCCCCGUUUCUCUCCCGCGGCGGUGAUUCUUCCCCUUGUUGCCGCUGCAGUAGAAAUUGGUACGACGAUUGCAGCUUUUGGAACUUCUCUGUCGCGCGUUCGGCCUCUGGUCGGGAUGUAAUUCCAGAAUACACUAGUUAUUAAAAAAAUCCACAAUACAGUAGUUAUAAAAAAUAUUUCUCAAAAUACAGCAGUUUGAUCAUCACCGCCGUUGACCAAGACGGUGAUGACAAUCACCGUCAUUGUCAACAGCGGUGAAUGUAUCACCGUUUUGAAUGAAGGCGGUGAAUAUUGCACCACUGUAAUAAAAACGGUGAACCAAUCGCCGCAUUGGCCGACAACGGGGAAAACAUCUUCGCAUUGAUGAAAAACGGUGAAAAGAUCACUGUUGUUGUCCAAAACGGUGAUCUUUUACCACGUUUUACAAUCCUUGUAGGUUGAAAAUUAGGUCACAAUGACCUAGCAUUUACCAUUCUGGUCGACAGCGCUGAUACGUGUUGGUGCAAAAGAACACAAGGUGCACAAUUAACGCCAUUGACCAAGUAUGUACAGCUAAGGCACCAAACUGCAUUACUCGAAGAAAAGGAAAUUUGUGGCCACAACACAAUUCCCAACGGCUACCUAAACUAAGAAGGAAAGUGGAUCAAUUCCAGUCAAUAGGAGCAAAUCAAGCAACGGCAGGAUUCCUGUGAAAUCAAACAUGAUGAAUCCAAUAUAAAAAGGGGGAAUAGCUAGCUUGAAGGUAACCUUUUCGGAAAAGAGAAAUAGAUAUAUAGCAGGGUCUGUAAGAGAUUUCUCAAGUGAAAAGAGUUGGUUAGAAACAGGGGUGUUUCUACAUCGAUAGAGGGCUAUCGAGUUCCUGUCAGCUGGGUAGUUGAUAGGAGAGGGAAGUUUGGGUAAUCUCAAUCGAGCGGGGAGCCGAUUGAGCAGGAGGUCUGUUUUCUUAAGUGUAUGUGCUGAUACUUCAAAUCUUUAGAGAAACGUCGAAGAUCACAAGAGCGUGAGUCUUCGACCGUGGACUAGUCGUUGUGAGGAUUUCAAUUCUUCCCCUCACCGGAAACCACGUAAAAAUUCUGUGUUGUCUGUUUAAUUCUGUUUUUGUGGUUGCUGGAUAAAAACCUGGACAUCUCUGUUCUUGUGCGUGUUGAAGAACAGGAAACAGGAAGAAGGUUUGAUCUUAUAAGCUGAAAAUUAAAGUGCUAGGUUUAGUUGGUAAUACGCAGUCGUUUUUAAACUUAAAAGGUGUAGCAAGCUUAGUCUCUUUAAACUGCACGUGGGCCUUUUUGAGAGAGUAAUAUAAGUGUUUUGUUUUGAGGCUUUAAGCCCAUUUCGGUACACCAGCAGAGUCCAAGUCCACAAACAAUUUGCUUAGCAUUGUGAAGAGUUGAUUUAGAUCAAACUCUGUAUAUUGUGGUUCUUGGCGUGGGUUUUCUUCUUCGUUUUCCAGGAACCAAAUCGGAGAGGGAAACACUAAAUCAACCAGCACCAGCGCCAAAGUAGAGGGAAUCGUCUCGCGCUCGACGAAUCUACAAUACGUUCACUGUAAUGGUCCACCACAGUGAUCAGCCCAUAUGGUUUGCCAAUAAAAAGCUCACGUACCUGCACCUGGCUUACAACAAUUCAAACCAAAAUUAGUGCAAAAAUCCUUUUCUCAACUGGCUUACAACAAAUGCGAUUAAAGAAACUCACCGGGAUUCGGUAUGUUAUAAUUAUGUAUUGUUUACAUUUUGAUAUUUUAAUAAUUAUAUGUAAGUAUUUAGUGAAUUGCGGUUAGUGGCAAAUAUGUUAUGUUAGAGAUAUUUAGAUUAAUUAUGGUAUGAUUGAUGUUAGUUAGUUAUAAAUUUAGAUGAAUUUG